Molecule: messenger RNA, 5276 nt
Organism: Xyrauchen texanus (razorback sucker)
Lineage: Eukaryota; Metazoa; Chordata; Actinopteri; Cypriniformes; Catostomidae
Gene: dhx38
Product: DEAH (Asp-Glu-Ala-His) box polypeptide 38
Exons: 28
Coding region: 202-3996 (1264 amino acids)
Biological process (GO): mRNA splicing, via spliceosome
Cellular component (GO): spliceosomal complex; intracellular anatomical structure
Molecular function (GO): ATP binding; RNA binding
Source: RefSeq, a predicted model, not a curated record
AUGCUGGGGUAGUAAUGGCGUCCUACAGUACGCAUUGUUGACGUUUGCUGCUAAUCCAUUUCAAGAAAAGUUUCAGGGAACUGUUGAGGAGAGAAUACGUGCUUCAGAGGAAGAUUUAUGAGUGCUCCACAGGACGCUGGAUCUGCUGAAGUUUUGUGAGAUACUUGAACAUCAGAAAUAGUACAAAAAUCAUCUUGAGAGAUGGAUGAUGAUGAUGCAGCUCUGCAUCGACUAGAGGGGAGUGACCCCAGCGUGCAGGUCGGGGGGCUUGUAGUGAAGAAGAAGAGCGCUGCAUCAGAGCAGCAUGUGUUCAGAACACCCGCUCCACGCACCUCACUCCUGGGCCUGGAUCUGCUGGCUGCCCAGAAACGCAAGGAACGCGAGGGAAAGGAAAAGCUGGAUACAGAUACUCAGCCCAAAAAAUCCAAGGUGUCAUCCUACACGGACUGGGAGGAGGGGAAAAGUGAUUCUGGGUCUGAUGAUGAUGAAGAUCAGGAGGAUGGCGAGAGCAGGAAUGGUAAAAAGGAAAGGAAGUACCGCGUCACUGGUUCAGAAACACCGUCAAACCCAGGAGGGGUUAGUGAGGAGUUCAGGCGUAGACAUCAACAGAGGGAGAAAGACAGACGUGAACAUGGGGUUUAUGCAUCUUCCAAAGAAGACAGGAGCAGAGAUAAAGACCAGCCCGGAGACAGGGACAAAGAUCAAGACCACUACCGAGACAGAGAAAGAAGAAAAGACAGAGAUGAACGUGAAAGCAGUCACAGUCGAGGAUCCAGCAGCAGUCGCUCUGAGCGUGGUGAUGGCUGUGUGAGAAGUGAGCGCUCACAGAGGGAUGGCUGGUCCGAGCGCCUCAGUCGUGGUAGUCGCCGUGACGAUCCUGAAACACCACGUAACAGACCCAAAGAUUUGUCCACUCCAUCACGCUCCAGCUGGGAUGAAGAUGAUAGUGGAAUUGGCAGCUCACGCCACUCACACUGGGAGAGCCCCUCUCCUACCCCCUCACACCGAGAGUACGAGCGCUCUGAGCGCAGCCAGCGUUCAGUCCGUGACAGUGAGAGGAGAGACAAUUCAAAUAGAGCUCAAUAUCCAGCAGACACUCCUCUGCCAACUCCCUCAUACAAAUACAAUGAGUGGGCCAAUGACAGGAAGCAUCUGGGCUCCACCCCUCGUCUUUCCCGAGGGAAAGGAGAUAAAAGAGAAGAUAGAGAGGAUGGCAUCCUUUUUGAUAACGAGGAAGAGAAGGAACAAUGGGAGGAAGAUCAGAGGCAAGCCGAUAGAGAUUGGUACAUGAUGGAUGAGGGCUUUGAUGAGUUCCACAACCCCCUGACAUCCAGCUCAGAGGAGUAUGUGAAGAAGAGGGAGCAGAUCUUGCAGAAACAGACCCAGAAACGUAUCUCCGCACAGAAACGGCAGAUAAAUGAGGAUAAUGAACGCUGGGAGACCAACCGUAUGCUUACUAGUGGAGUGGUUCAGCGCUUGGAGGUGGAUGAGGACUUUGAAGAAGACAAUGCGGCCAAAGUCCACCUGCUUGUCCAUAACCUUGUGCCGCCUUUCCUGGAUGGGAGGAUUGUCUUCACUAAGCAGCCUGAACCAGUCAUUCCAGUGAAAGACGCAACCUCAGACAUGGCCAUCAUCUCCCGCAAGGGCAGUCAGCUGGUCCGACGACAUAGAGAGCAGAAAGAAAGGAAAAAGGCACAACACAAACAUUGGGAGCUGGCAGGCACCAAACUAGGUGACAUCAUGGGCAUCAAGAAAUCAGAGGAUGGAUCAGACAAAAAAGGUGUAGGAGAGGAUGGAGCUGUGGAUUACAGAACGGAGCAGAAGUUUGCUGAUCACAUGAAGGAAAAGAAUGUAGCGAGCAGUGAUUUUGCUAAGAAGAAGACUCUGCUUGAGCAGAGACAGUACCUACCCAUCUUUGCUGUUCGCCAGCAACUGCUCAACAUCAUCAGGGAUAACAAUAUUGUGAUUGUAGUGGGGGAAACAGGCAGCGGUAAGACGACUCAGCUGACGCAGUAUCUUCAUGAGGAUGGUUACACCGGCUAUGGCAUGGUGGGCUGCACACAGCCCCGCAGAGUGGCCGCCAUGAGUGUGGCCAAGAGAGUCAGUGAGGAAAUGCACAGUAACCUGGGAGAGGAGGUUGGUUAUGCUAUCCGUUUUGAGGACUGCACAUCAGAGAAGACUGUCAUUAAGUACAUGACUGAUGGGAUUCUUCUGAGAGAGUCUCUGCGGGAGUCAGACCUUGACCACUACAGUGCUGUUAUCAUGGACGAAGCCCACGAGCGCUCCCUCAACACUGAUGUGCUCUUUGGGCUGCUGCGAGAGGUGGUGUCUAGACGCUCCGACUUGAAGCUCAUUGUCACCUCUGCCACCAUGGACUCGGACAAAUUUGCAGCAUUCUUUGGAAAUGUUCCUAUUUUUCACAUUCCUGGUCGGACAUUCCCAGUGGAUAUCUUGUUCAGCAAGACUCCUCAAGAGGAUUAUGUGGAGGCAUCUGUGAAACAGGCCUUACAGAUUCAUCUUAGUGGGAUGACUGGGGACAUCCUCAUCUUCAUGCCUGGUCAGGAGGACAUUGAGGUGACAUCAGAUCAGAUUGUAGAGCGAUUGGAGGAUCUAGAGAAUGCUCCGCCGCUAGCAGUACUGCCCAUCUACUCCCAGCUUCCCUCUGACCUGCAGGCCAAGAUCUUCCAGAAGGCUCCUGAUGGAGUGAGGAAAUGUAUAGUUGCUACAAACAUUGCUGAGACGUCUUUGACCGUGGACGGCAUCAUGUUUGUGGUGGAUUCAGGUUACUGCAAACUGAAGGUCUUCAAUCCUCGCAUUGGCAUGGAUGCCCUUCAGGUGUACCCCAUCAGUCAAGCCAAUGCCAACCAGCGGUCUGGUAGAGCUGGAAGAACAGGGCCAGGACAGUGUUACAGGUUAUACACUCAAAGUGCCUUCAAAAAUGAAAUGCUGACCACCACUAUUCCGGAGAUCCAGCGCACCAACCUGGCCAAUGUUGUGCUGCUGCUGAAGUCUCUGGGAGUGCAAGAACUUCUGCUCUUCCACUUCAUGGACCCUCCACCUGAAGACAACAUGCUCAACUCCAUGUACCAGCUGUGGAUUUUGGGAGCUCUGGACAACACAGGUGGUCUGACACCAACUGGGCGGCUUAUGGUGGAGUUUCCUCUGGAUCCAGCUCUGUCUAAAAUGCUGAUUGUGUCAUGUGACAUGGGUUGUAGUGCUGAUAUCCUCAUCAUUGUCUCCAUGCUGUCGGUGCCGUCCAUCUUUUACAGACCAAAGGGUCGAGAAGAGGAGAGUGACCAGGUGAGAGAGAAGUUCUCAGUGCCUGAGAGUGAUCACCUGACCUACCUCAACGUUUACCUGCAGUGGAAGAACAACAAUUACUCCAGCAUCUGGUGUAACGAUCACUUCAUCCACACCAAAGCCAUGCGCAAGGUGCGUGAGGUGCGGUCUCAGCUCAAAGACAUCAUGGUGCAGCAGAAAAUGAACCUGGUCUCCAGCGGCUCAGACUGGGAUGUGAUCAGAAAGUGCAUUUGUGCUGCAUACUUCCACCAGGCUGCUAAAUUAAAGGGAAUAGGGGAGUAUGUAAAUGUAAGAACAGGGAUGCCCUGUCAUUUGCACCCUACCAGUUCUCUGUUUGGGAUGGGUUACACUCCGGACUACAUCAUCUACCAUGAGCUGGUUAUGACCACAAAGGAGUACAUGCAGUGUGUAACGGCAGUUGACGGCGAGUGGCUGGCAGAGCUGGGGCCAAUGUUCUACAGUAUCAAACAUGCAAACAAGAGCAGACAGGAGAACCGACGGAGAGCCAAGGAGGAGAUAUCCAAUAUGGAGGAGGAGAUGUCACUGGCUCAAGAUCAGAUCAGGGCACGGAAAGAAGAGCAGGACAAGAAGAGCAAUCUUGGCAGCGUCAGGUCAACGAAGAUCUGCACUCCAGGAAGGAGAGAAGACACGACGCCUAUGACACCAAAGCGAACACCUGCACGAUUUGGCUUGUAGUGUUUAGUAUCAAAAAUGUAACAAACAUAAUAUUGCAAAUAUGUUGUAAUGCUCAUAAUGUUAUUAGGAGAUGGUAUAAUUGCUACUAUCAAUUUAAUUUAUUUAGAAAUGAUCAUCACAGUGCUUGUCACAUGCAGUUCCCUGGGUUGACCAGCAGUAGGUGCAAUUGUUUAAGAAGAAAAUUCUCUUCGCUUCAAAGUGAUUUGCCUCACUUGAAUAAAAAGUGGAUGCUAGAAAUACAAAUGCAAUUGAUUUUACAUUUAAGCAAUGGUUUAAAAACAAACAACUGUGUUAUUCAUGAAUAUUCUUGCCCAAAAUUAUCCAAUGUGACAUUCACAAAAAAAAAAAACACAAAAAAAAAUCAGCUUUAUUAUUUUUAAUUAGAAUAAAAAUGUCAUUUUUUCCAGUGGUUUGUGUAAAAAAAAGAGCAGCAUUUCUUCAUAGACUGCUGUAAUAUUCACAUUGUCACAUUUUGGCUUGUGAAAUGUAGAUGUUGUGCCGUUCUUUCACAGAACACAGAGCAGCCAUGAAUAUUAACUUCCUGUACUUUGAUAGGUCAGUCCCCUGUGGAUGUACCAUGUCUCUGUUAUUCUGACAAAAACAUUGCUAGAAUAUUUCAUCAUUUUGGUGGAAUCAACACUGACCGGGGAGGGGUCGUAUCCUGCACAGUCUUUGAUGCAAUUGGGCUUUAAAUCAUUGAACACAUCUACUGUGCACAGACAGAGAUGAUAUGCCUUCUGCUGUGAAUUCACAAAAACUACAGAAUAAUUAGCCGCUUGCCACAGAGGGUCAUUCUAAUUUCCUUCUAUAUUGUCAGUGCUCGGAUGCUCUGUUUACGUUUGUAAUAUUUGAGGUCCAUUGAACCUCAUCCUGUCAGUUUUCUUUUCUGAUAUAUCUGUAUAUUGUGUUUAUUGUCUGUUUGUCUGAUAUGCAGAAGUAGACAUAUGUUUAGACUAAAAUGAAAUGAACAUGUUUUUGUAAAGUGGAAAGUUUACUUUAUGUCUGAUUUGUGUUGUAUUGAAUAGUUUUUGCUUUGUUACCUUUACUUGUAUCGUGGUUAACGGAGCACUUCCCCAAGAUAAAUCACUGGUACAUGUAGACAUUUGUAACACUCUGCAGAGAGCCCGUAGCUCAGUGUCCUUGGGUAAAAAAAAUAAAUAAAAAAAUGUUUUUGGCUUUCGAGUUAUAUACAUCAUACUGGUGAAAAAUGCUUUGUCAUGUUUAAAUUUGGUUUAAUAGUUUUGAUUUGGAGAACAAAUUGUCAUUUGGAAAUAAAAUAA